This is a messenger RNA of Mesorhabditis spiculigera, 276 nucleotides long. The record is from the annotation of a GenBank genome assembly. Lineage: Eukaryota; Metazoa; Nematoda; Chromadorea; Rhabditida; Rhabditidae.
AUGCGCUCCCUUUCCCUGCUCGCCCUUCUCGUGCUCCUCGUCGCCGUGGGCUCCGUCGCCGCCGACGAGCUGUCGACCAUCGGGCCCCAAUGGAUCCGGUACAGAUGCGACGCUGUCAAGAAGGAAGAGGCGUGCUUGGCCAAUCCCCCGGAGAGCAACAACGACAAAAAGGCGUUCUGGUUUGGCGUCAAGCACGACGAGGAGGACAAGUUAUUGAUCUACCGUGGGUGUACAGUUGACUCUCGGUGGCUAGACUCGAGUUUACCCCCCCAGCCG